UAAGCCAUAUGGCAAAAUGUAUUCUUUGCACUUAAAUGUCGUUGCUGUUUUGAAAUCCUUUAUAUGAAGUAUGGAGCUUUUGUUUAUACAGUGCGCUGUAGUUUGCCUCUGAACAACACAGUAGUGUACUUUUCCUUGCUCACAAUUCUAGAGUUUUUGAAACUGUUCAGCUUUAAGAAAUCGCCCUCCCCCGUAUGUUGCAUAUUGUAUUAGCAUUUUUCCUGGCAGAGUAAGUGCAGGGAGUUCCAGCCUUUCUCAAUAGUCACAGUUUACAUGUCCAAGAACUGGAAACGUGAGGUCCGUGUCCCAUCCCAGCGGUGAAACGACCCCACCAAGCUAAAACCCAAGAGAAUGGCCAAGAUAUUUAAAGUUCUUAAAGUAACCUGCCGCCAUUUCUCCAUCGGAAGACAAGGAUCGAACCGUUUACCUGAUAUGCAUAAGGCAAGGCAUGUGACUGGGUUAAGAUCACAUCUGUCAAAUACCAGUCUGUUCUCCACUCAUCACUCAAGUAAUAUGGACUCAUUUAGUUAUAUCAUAGUUGGGGCCGGCUCUGCCGGUUGUGUGUUGGCCAACAGGCUGUCUGAGAGUCAUGAUGAUACUGUGCUGGUAUUGGAAGCAGGACCAAAGGAUCUAAUGUUUGGCUGCAAGCGAUUGUCAUGGAAGAUCCAUAUGCCUGCCGCCUUGAUGUACAACCUAUGUGACGAUAAAUACAAUUGGUAUUAUCAUACGGUACCGCAAAGACACAUGGAUGACAGGAUUAUGUACUGGCCUAGAGGUAGAGUUUGGGGUGGUUCUUCCUCAUUAAAUGCCAUGGUGUAUGUGCGAGGACAUGCAGAGGACUACAAUCGAUGGCAUGCACAAGGUGCCACUGGUUGGGAUUAUAGUCAUUGCCUGCCAUAUUUCAAGAAAGCCCAGACUCAUGAACUAGGACCUGAUACAUACAGAGGAGGUAGUGGCCCCCUACAUGUCUCAAGAGGGAAGACAAAUCAUGUCCUUCAUCGGGCAUUCAUCAAAGCUGCCCAGGAAGCAGGAUACCCAUUCACUGAGGACAUGAAUGGCUACCAGCAAGAAGGUGUGGGGUGGAUGGAUAUGACUAUACACAAAGGUCAGAGAUGGAGCUCGGCUAGUUCCUACCUACGUCCAGCAAUGGAGCGCAAGAAUGUGUCUGUCCAUGAGAAGACCAUGGUCACCAAAAUACUGUUCCAAGGACUAAGAGCAACUGGGGUGGAAUACAUUCAGAAUGGACAAAAGAAAAAGGCAUUUGCUAGCAAAGAGGUGAUCUUGAGUGGAGGGGCUAUAAACUCCCCCCAACUUCUCAUGCUGUCUGGAAUUGGAGACUCUGCAGAACUCACAAAAUUAGGAAUCCCUGUGAUCGCUCACCUGCCAGGAGUGGGACAGAAUCUUCAGGAUCAUCUUGAAGUUUAUAUCCAGCAGAUGUGCACCAAGCCUGUUACUUUAUAUAGAGCACAAAAGCCACUCAUGAUGCUUAAGAUUGGCGUGGAAUGGAUGUUGAAGUUUACAGGUUAUGGGGCUACGGCGCACCUAGAGUCUGGUGGAUUCAUCCGAAGUGCCCCUGGUGUUGAGCACCCUGACAUCCAGUUCCACUUUCUCCCUUCUCAGGUCAUAGAUCAUGGACGAGUGAAUCCAAAAAUAGAGGCGUAUCAGGUCCAUGUUGGAACAAUGAGAGGAACAAGCGUUGGGUUUUUAAAACUUCGGAGCGCUGACCCCAGUGCCCAUCCAUUCAUCGACCCAAAUUAUCUUUCAACAGAAAAGGAUGUCAUAGAUUUCCGCAAGUGUGUGAAGUUGUCAAGAGAGAUUUUUGCCCAGAAAGCAUUUGAGGAGUUUCGGGGGCCUGAGAUCCUACCUGGUCCUAGUGUUCAGACAGACAAAGAAAUUGAUGCCUUCAUCAGGCAGAAAUCAGACACCGCAUACCACCCAUCCUGCACCUGUAAAAUGGGACUGCCGAAUGACCCCACAGCUGUUGUUGAUCCAAACACAAAGGUUAUAGGUGUGGAAAAUUUAAGGGUUGUUGAUGCGUCUAUCAUGCCAAGUAUUGUAAGUGGCAAUUUAAAUUCCCCCACAAUAAUGCUGGCAGAGAAGGCUGCUGAUAUUAUUAAGGGCCUCCCUUCACUUGAGGAAAAAAACAUUCCAGUGUACAAACCCAAAAGUCUGGAAACUCAACGAUAAUCCAUGUCCUCUUACCAUUUCUUACAUAGGCAUAAGGUGAUCAAAGGAACUGGUUCACUAAGAGAUUUCUAUUCUGCCCACUCAAAAGAACAUAAAAAUAUCUCCUCAAGUCUAUUUUUCUGAAAGAGAGAGAAUUCAGUUAAAACCAAAAUGGCAGCUGCAUCCAUUCCCGAUGAUCACAUUAAAUGGCUGUGUAUGUAGUUGUUGUGUACAAACUUGUUUACUUACAUCUUUCGAGCUCCUUUCCAAAACCAAUUGUACAUAUGAAGACAAACAUUGGCGUCUCAGGUAUUGUUAUUGUUUUCAUGUUUGUUUAUGGAUUCUGCUUAUGAAUAGGUGUGAAAAAAAAAAAGAAAGUAAGCAACAAAGAAAGAAAGCAACAAGUAAUCGGCUGCAGCCCAAACUGGGAAUGUCUUCUACUGGACCUUUGGGGGGGACCAUUAAUUGUGGCAGGGCCUGGACCCAAUGAAGGAUACUCUGUUGGGCCAUGAUGAACCUGUAUCUAAUAGAGGACACCCCUAGGCUUCUACACACUGGCCCGGAUUUAUCAAACUGUGUGAGAGAAAAAGUGAAGGGAUUUUCCCACAGCAACCAAUCACAGCUCAGCUAAGGGGCUCUGGCAAAGUGAAAGCUGAGCUGUGAUUGGUUGUUAUGGGAAAAUCACUCCACUUUUCUCUCUCACACAGUUUGAUAAAUCUGGGCCACUGUUUGUUGAUUUAGGGAAAGAAUAACUCCGAAAAAAAGGAAUAUGAUGGAGCAUCCCACCAUUUUUAUUCUGAGUCACAAGGAGGUAAAACUUGGGCCCAUAUAAUUAUGUAUGUGAUACUGUUACAAUUGUGUAUGGGGUCUAAACCUACUGCUGCAACAUUUUACAGGAAGACUCAGCUCCCCAUGUUAGCAUUAAUAUAAUGUUUAUCUCAGCACCAAAUAAACAUUAGACAAAAGCAAUCUCUAGGUUUUGUUGUGAUGCCUUGAUAACCAAAAGACCAUGGUAUUGGGCCCAGAUUCUCCCCCUACUGCAGGUGUAGCCCAGGGGGAUACGUUUCAUGUCUCUAGGGGGUAGCACAUGGUAUGUUCAUAGUUAGUAAACCAAGGCCCCCCACAUAUUGAGACACCAGUGCUAUGAAUGAUGUGCGAUCAUUGGAUUCAGGUUUUUUUAAAGACAUUGGAGAUUUAUCAAAGCCUGGGUAGAAGAACAGCGAUGCUGUUGCCCAUAGCAACCAAUUAGAUUGCUUUAUUCAUUAUUUAGAAAAGGCCUCUGAAACAUGAAAGCAGCAAUCUGAUUGGUUAAUAUGGCCUCUACCCAGGUUUUGAUUAAUCUCCCCCACUGUGCAUGAAUUUCCCAUUCACAGUAACAGCACUUUGAUAUAAAACAAGUCAGGACAGAACAUACUCCACCCGUAGAAAAGAGGUUUAUUGAUUCAGCAAUGAUUUAAUUGUUUUCUCUGUGAUGAUGCCUCAUUGUAUCUGCACACAAAACCAGUGAUAAAACAUGUAUUUUUCCCAAUGAAUUAUGACCUCAUUCAGUACAUUAGCUCCACUACGUUAUUACUGUCAAUGUUUUCUCCGUAGACGACACAAUGUCAGAUUUUAAAGGUUCAGUCCCAUCUAUUGAUGAAAUCCAAUGUAUGGCUGCCUUUCCUUACAGUGCAACAUAUAAAUGUAUUGCCUAAACAGCAAUUCCAUGAGCUUUAUGGAAUUUUUCAAGCAUGCAUCAGAAGAUAUACUUUUCUAUCAUCCCAUCAACAAGGGCUGGAUAUUGUAAAUGUUUUGGAGUCAUUUGCUUGACAAGCAUAAACUUCCAAUGGUAAGUCCAUGAUCUGGAAUUGCUACUUAUGCAGCCUACACUUACAAAUCCAUGUAGUCGCGUUGCACCCUUAAAGGGGUACUCCGGCGCUUAGACAUCUUAUCCCCUAUCCAAAGGAUAGGGGAUAAGAUGCC
Messenger RNA from Hyla sarda, 4128 nucleotides. It is a transcript of the gene CHDH, whose product is annotated as choline dehydrogenase. Lineage: Eukaryota; Metazoa; Chordata; Amphibia; Anura; Hylidae. Gene Ontology annotation, cellular component: mitochondrial inner membrane. The coding region runs from base 352 to 2187 and encodes 611 amino acids. The transcript is spliced from 8 exons. Gene Ontology annotation, molecular function: flavin adenine dinucleotide binding; choline dehydrogenase activity. The record is from RefSeq and is a predicted model, not a curated record.